AUGUGGAAAAAGAAAAUCCAUCGGGGUGAGAGACCCCAGAGAUGUCCUGACUGCAGGAGACGGUUUAGAGACAGCUUGGAUCUGGUCCAACGGUGAUACCAUCACACAGACACCAUGUCCUACACCUGCCCUGACUGCGGGAAAGGUUUUAGCAGGAGAUGGAAUAUUAUCUAGCAUCAACGAAUUCAUACUGGUGAGAAACCCUUUAAAUGUUCUGAGUGUGGGAAGGGGUUUUACCAUAGUUCCAAUUUAUCAAAGCAUCACCGCAUCCACACGGGAGAGAAACCCUAUAAGUGUCUGGAGUGUGGGAAGGAGUUUACCCAGAGUUCCCAUUUAUCACAACAUCACCGCAUCCACACAGGAGAGAAACCCUAUAAAUGUUUGGAGUGUGGGAAAGAGUUUACCCAUAGUUCCAGCUUAUCAGAGCAUCAUCGCAUCCAUAGAGGAGAGAAACCCUAUAAGUGUCUGGAGUGUGGGAAGGAGUUUACCCAGAGUUCCAGUUUAUCAAAGCAUCACCGCAUCCACACGGGAGAGAAGCCCUAUAAAUGUUUGGAGUGUGGGAAGGAGUUUACCCAGAGUUCCCAUUUAUCAGAACAUCACCGCAUCCACACGGGAGAGAAACCCUAUUGUUGCCUUCGGAGAAGGCGAGGCGACCUGGUUCAAGAACAACUCAGCAACCAACCUCAGGUUGCUUGGACCAUCAGCUCACAGACAUCAAUAUGA
Molecule: messenger RNA, 723 nt
Organism: Calypte anna (Anna's hummingbird)
Lineage: Eukaryota; Metazoa; Chordata; Aves; Apodiformes; Trochilidae
Product: gastrula zinc finger protein XlCGF49.1-like
Exons: 2
Biological process (GO): regulation of transcription by RNA polymerase II
Cellular component (GO): nucleus
Molecular function (GO): DNA-binding transcription factor activity, RNA polymerase II-specific; RNA polymerase II cis-regulatory region sequence-specific DNA binding
Source: RefSeq, a predicted model, not a curated record